Solanum stenotomum is the source of this 978-nucleotide messenger RNA. RefSeq names its product mitogen-activated protein kinase kinase kinase 20-like. The transcript has a single exon. The coding region runs from base 1 to 978 and encodes 325 amino acids. Gene Ontology annotation, biological process: protein phosphorylation. The record is from RefSeq and is a predicted model, not a curated record. Lineage: Eukaryota; Viridiplantae; Streptophyta; Magnoliopsida; Solanales; Solanaceae. Gene Ontology annotation, molecular function: protein kinase activity; ATP binding.
AUGAUGUGGAAAAAGCUUAAGGUGUUGGGAGCUGGUUCUUACGGAACUGUGUCUCUUGCAACGCCGUUACCACAAUACUAUUCGGGAACUGCAAUAUAUGGAGCUGUUAAAUCAGCUGAAGUUGCUCAUUCGUCUUCGCUCCAAGCGGAAGGAAAAAUAUUGGAUGAAUUGAAAGGGUCGGAUUAUGUAGUUGAAUGUAUCGGAGAAGAUGUGAGCAUAGAAAACGAUAAGCACACUUAUAAUCUCAUGCUCGAGUAUGCUGCUGGUGGAACUUUGCAUGAUUUAAUUCAUAACCCGUUGAAUUUGAUUAUGGGGGAAUCAGAGGUUGCUUACUACAGUUUUCAAAUCUUAACCGGAAUUUCUCAUAUUCAUCGUAAUGGUUACAUACAUUGCGAUCUGAAACCGGCUAAUAUACUUGUUUUUCCUCGUGCACAAAUUGAUGUUCCAGAUUUGAAGUUGGCUGAUUUUGGAUUGUCGUUGAGAACAGAUGAAUCGCUUGCAUAUAGGGGAGAACAUUCGAAGAAUAGUAGCUAUCAUAGCCAUAGAGGAACUCUGAUAUACGCAGCCCCUGAAUGUUUAGUGUAUGGGAUUCACGGUAGAGCUGUUGAUAUUUGGGCACUUGGCUGCAUUGUGGUGGAGAUGCUUACUGGGAAGCGAUUAUGGCCUGUACAUAAAAACAAGGAUGAAUUAAUGUUCAUGAUUGCGCAUAAAAAACCAGAGAUUCCAAAAAAUAUAUCAGAUGAAGCGAAGGACUUUUUAAGCAAGUGUUUGGAAAAGGAUAACUGUUUGAGAUAUAGUGCUGAUUUGUUGCUUGAUCAUCCAUUCAUCAAGAACAGUUGUUAUAAGAAGCUGAUGGAAAAUCGAUUAAUGUAUCCUUAUGUUCGUCUAGGAUGCAGAGAUUGGGUUUCUUCAGAGCACUUGUUUUCGACAAUCAGUCCUCGUGACUGCAACUUGAGAGGAUCAAUGUCUGCUAUGUAA